CCCUCUCUGACAAGGACAGUCACCUCAAAAAACUACAGAUGGUUGUAAAUCUCCAAAUGUAAAAUAGCUGUCAAAAAUCGAUGAAAACGUGAGGAUUAUUUAUUUCAAUUUUCAUUUUUUUUUUAAAGAAUAUGCAGUGAAAAUGAAUUUUUUUUUUAAAUAUCAGUGAAUAAUGUGAUUUUUGUUGGGGGUAAAAAUAAUGUUCGUGUAGAUGAAAACCGGUUCACAGAUAUCAAAAAUCUUUAAGCUAAAAUACUUCUUUUUAAAUUAAAAAAAAACUAUUAGAAAAAACUCUUUUAAAAUAGUUUUUAAAUUAAUACUUUAAUAUUUAAGUUAGUUACAAUUGUCAAUUUAAAGAAGAAUAAUGUCUAUAUGGCCGAAAGAUAAAUGCAUUUUGUUUGUGUCCACGUUUCAUAGAAUAUGCAUCUUAACUAACCUCAUUUCUUCGUGACCUCCUUUGUCUCACACAGAGAAUCCGGCUUAUUGAAUCAUAUUUUAAUAUGAUUUAUUUUUGUUUAAAUAAAUAAGACAUUUUUUUUGUCUCAAUUUUUCUAAAUUUUCAAUAAUCAUUGAAAAUAAUGAACAUUUAAACUUUAUUCUCAUGUGAAAUAAUUCUUAUAUAUAUAUACAUAUAUAUAUCGAUCCUAGUUUGAACUAUAUUGCAUUUUAUUGUGAAAAGAAAGCAUUAUUUUUUCGAAAAAAAAAAAAAAAUGACAGCUGUUAAUAAUUGGGAAAAUACAUGCAGACUUUGUUCUGAAGUGAAGACUGAAAUGCUCCCAAUUUUUGGUAUUGAAGGCAUACAACGAAAAGUAGCUCAGAAAUUACGAGCUUGUUUGCCUGUUCUCGUUUACAAGACUGAUCCUUUGCCGAAGCAAAUUUGCCAAUUUUGCGCCGCAAGGCUCGAUGAUGCUUUUGAAUUUCGUGAAUAUUGCUUAAAUGUUUAUAAAACAAUGCACACUAAACUUUUGGUACUUAAAAAUUUGGAGUCUGUACAAAUUUUUCUUAAUGCCAUGCAAAAUUCACCAGAUCCUUGUCAGGUACAAUUGUGUAAAGAAAAAUGUCGAGCACCACCACCUCCUUUAGUUCCAUUACCAGCAACACUGCCAAUAGAAAGUACAACUCCUUUAAUUAAUGCAUCUGAAUUAUUACAAUUGAAUCACAAUACAAGGGAACCACUUCCUGAAUUGCCGUGCGAAGUGCAAAUUAAAGAAGAACCUUUAGAUACAUUACAUCGAAAUGAUUCUGAUUUAUUGGAUAUAAAUAAAAGAAGUUUAUUAAUCUCAGGAAUGGGAAAAAGAACAAAUAUUUUUACAAAUGAUUAUGAAAAAUCAUAUGAUGAUGAUGAUGUCAAUGAUGAUGAUGAUGAUGAUAAUAAUGAGGAAAAUAUUGAUGAAAACGAUAAACCACGAACAAGUAUAUUGGAACAAGUACUCAAAGGCAAUAUAACAUUAAGUGAUCGUAAAGAAUUAAAAACAAAAUCAGGACUUAGCUCUAAAUGGUGGUGUGCGCCUUGUAAUAAUUAUUAUAGAACAAAGGAGGGUUUGAUAAAACAUAUGCAAGUGUUUUGCCCGCGAAGAUACACAUGCAGAAAGUGUUCUCGUGUUUUUUACACUGUUGAGGAUUUAGCAAAACACGAUGGCACUGAUCAUUUAAAAAUUACAUUAGAUUUCGAUGAAAUAGUUACCAAAUGCCAUCAAUGUGAUCGUGAAUUUGUUAGUUGGGAAAUGCUCAGGCAUCACAGACUUCGUGAUCAUGUUGCCGAAGAUAUUGACGUUGGAACAAGUACAUGGUGUCCACCUUGUAAUAGAUUUUUUCCUACAAUGGAAACUUAUCAAAAUCAUAUACAAUUACAUCAAUUGGAUACAAUGACAAGGCUACCAAUAAGUUCAUUACCUUCAGUUUCACAAGAAAAUCAUACACGAGAAAUUAGAAAAGAAAAUUUUAACGAUAGCGUUAAAUCAUUAGCUUGUCCCACAUGCGGCAAGGUUUGUACACAGCAAAGUGCAUUGUCAAAUCAUAUGCGAACGCACGAGCCAAAGAAACAUCAAUGCGAUAUUUGUGGAAGAUUUUUUGGUCUCUACAUAAGACUCGCAACGCACAAGAUGACUGAACAUAAUCAGGGAAUGAUGCCUGCAAUGACAAGUGUCGAACAGGAGGAAGCAUUAAAUGCCGAAAGAGAGGCAAGAGAAGCUAGAGAAGCUAGAUCACGUGGUAAAACAAGAUCUUACGAUGAGAUUAUGAUUGAAGAAAAUGACUGUUCAAUAAAUGAUAGACCAGUGAAACGAAAAGUUGUUCUUAAUUCAAGCACGAUUAAAAAUGCUGUACGUUGUGGUAUUUGUUUGCAAUGGUUUAAUAACCGCACAGAAAUGAUUGUUCAUUUACAAACGCACUCUGAUUCUUAUAAACCUAAAAGCUUUUGCUGUAAAAUGUGUACAAAAUCUUUUAAAGAAAAGUGGCAAUUAACUAGGCAUGAAGCUUCUCAUAAUCGUACAACUAUUACAACUUACACAUGUACAGUUUGUAAUGAAGUAUUUACAGACAAGUCAUCAUAUAAAACUCAUCAGGCGAAACAUUCAAUUGAAAAAACUUUUCACUGUGCAAAAUGUAAUAAAAUUUUCUUUAAAGAAUUUUCAUUAAUGACACAUCAGUGUAAUGUGAAACCAUUAUUUAAUAAGAAAAAUACAAUUCCAAAGAAUUUGCAAAGAAGUAAUAAUUCUGCCUUAUUUGGUGGUUCUAAAAAAUAUAAAUGCUCGAAAUGUAGUGCAACAUUUACCAAUUCACAAUCGAGAAAUUCUCAUAUGAGAGUACAUUCAGAAGCUCAUCUUAUGAAUCAAGUUCGUAAGGCAGCUUUGAAAAAAGAAGCAGGAAAAAUGCCAAAAUUAAGACCAGAAACCGGCGCUUGUACUUCUGUGCCUCGUAUCGAACAAAAUACAGAGGCCGUUGAUGUUAAUCCACCGGCACCAGUUAAAAGGACUCUCAUUAAAACAGCUGGCGGAUAUCGUUGCGGUGUGUGUCAAUCACCGUUCGUACUACGUGAAUUAGCUGUUGCACAUCUUCGUUCUGCUCAUCCAUUAAUGCCAUAUCAGUGUCCUUAUUGUAAAAAACGCUUCACAACACAGUACACGUUUACUCAUCACAUAAAAGCAGAUCAUCCCGAUGAAUCGGAAAAUUGAAAUAUAAUUUAAUAGUGUCACGUGCACUUUUUAUUCUAAUAAUAUAAAUAAAUAUGGCCUUACAACGCUUUUCUAUCGUUAAUAUCGAUAAAAGCAAAUUCUUAAGACCGGUAAAUGUAAAUAAAUAAUGAAGAAAAUAAAUCAUCGGUCAUUCAAUUUAUAUAAUGUUCCUAAGAGAAUUGAAUUUUACUGGAAAAUGCAGGUAAACAGAAUA
Messenger RNA from Leptopilina boulardi, 3387 nucleotides. RefSeq names its product oocyte zinc finger protein XlCOF7.1-like. Bases 711 to 3173 code for a protein of 820 amino acids. The record is from RefSeq and is a predicted model, not a curated record. Gene Ontology annotation, molecular function: zinc ion binding; RNA polymerase II transcription regulatory region sequence-specific DNA binding; DNA-binding transcription factor activity, RNA polymerase II-specific. Gene Ontology annotation, biological process: regulation of transcription by RNA polymerase II. The transcript is spliced from 9 exons. NCBI's taxonomy places the organism in Eukaryota, Metazoa, Arthropoda, Insecta, Hymenoptera, Figitidae. Gene Ontology annotation, cellular component: nucleus.